CUUAAUACCGCAUUCCUUAUAUAUUUUACUCUAAAUCUUGCAUUGCGCUUAAUCCGGCGAUGUAUGAUUGCAUGUCUCCCUUUAAUCAUUUGCGAUUAAACGCUUGUGUAACGUAUCAUAAGCACGAGCGGAGGUCUUGUUCUUUUUUUGUUGUAAUUCUCCAGCGUGUCUGUUUGAAAUCGAAAUAAGCACAUAAUGGGAUAUGGAUCAACAACAAUACAGAGAACUUAUGUGACGCUACUUGUUGAUUUAGUACAUACCGCUGUGCACUCUCGCAAGUUAGACAAAUUAAGUUCAAGGAUAAAAUACCGUUCUAUAACCGUUUCAGGCUGUUCAUUGACUGGUUGGUUAUUGUAUUAUUUGCUGUAUUUUCUGAUGUGAAUUGUCCUGCAACAAGAAAAGGCCAUGACUUAUCCACAGCCCAUCGAUGUGAGGUUGGAUUCAGGUUGCAUGUAACUGCACAUUGACAGGAAACCAUCAAAGCCGAACAGUGUCAUAAUUGGUAGCCAUGGCAACACAAUUGGUCUCCUCCACUCUCAUCGUGCUCUUGGCUGCCAUGUUGCACCAAGCAACAGGAUGUUCUUGUGAUCGAAGUCCAAGAUUCUGCAUGUCAGACUUUGCUAUCAGAGGAACGAUUCUAGCUGUCCAACGCAAUGCCUUGACACAGGAAAAUUUGGUUUACAGCGUACAUGUACAAGAGGUGUACCGUAACUCCUCAAACAGCAUCGCGGUUAAUGGGACUAUUGAUAUCGAGAAUCCCGGCUACUCCUGCGGAGUGGAUGGUUUGAAGCCGGGUUCGACGUACCUGAUUUCCGGAUGUAAAUAUACUGACAUAGCACCAAUUAUAAUCUGAUGCCCGUGGCACACGAUGCGUUAAUCUUUUC
This is a messenger RNA of Strongylocentrotus purpuratus (purple sea urchin), 884 nucleotides long. RefSeq lists its product as uncharacterized. Gene Ontology annotation, biological process: negative regulation of membrane protein ectodomain proteolysis; negative regulation of endopeptidase activity. Bases 509 to 853 code for a protein of 114 amino acids. Gene Ontology annotation, molecular function: protease binding; metalloendopeptidase inhibitor activity. Gene Ontology annotation, cellular component: extracellular matrix. The record is from RefSeq and is a predicted model, not a curated record. The transcript is spliced from 3 exons. NCBI's taxonomy places the organism in Eukaryota, Metazoa, Echinodermata, Echinoidea, Camarodonta, Strongylocentrotidae.